Molecule: messenger RNA, 1026 nt
Organism: Ixodes scapularis (black-legged tick)
Lineage: Eukaryota; Metazoa; Arthropoda; Arachnida; Ixodida; Ixodidae
Exons: 2
Coding region: 1-1026 (341 amino acids)
Source: RefSeq, a predicted model, not a curated record
AUGUACGUACGAGACAUAUUUGAUAAGCGCACAGUGUUUGGAGAAUUUUACCAUCUAGUGCAGGAGCUGCGCGAGUCCGACCCAGAAUACCACUUCCAAUACUUCAGGCUCCUUGCAUCACCAGGAUCUCUGGGCCUAGUGGCCAUAAGUUACCGGAUGCAUAAAGCAACAUUCUCGGGGAUCCUUCAGGAAACGCUGCCAGCCAUCAGGGACUGCCUCUCCCCGUUCGUGCUGCAGCCACCCACUUCACAACAGUGGGAAGAGAUCCGGAGGGAGUUCUGCGUCAAGUGGAACUUUCCUAACGCCAUUGGAUCAAUAGAUGGCAAGCGCUUUGCGAUCAGGUGCCCACCAAACUCUGGCUCAAUAUUUCACAACUACAAGAAAUUCUACUCGAUGGUGCUGCUCGCUGUUGUUGACGCCCACUACAGGUUUCGACUGGUGGACAUUGGGGCUGCCGGACACCAGUCCGAUGGCGGUGUGUUGAGAGAGUCUAACUUAGGAAAGGCGUUAGCUGCCAACACCCUCCAGAUCCCUGUAAUCGCACAGCCUGCACCACCUCUGUGCCUCCUGGGGGAUGAAGCCUUCCCGUUGAAAACGUACCUCAUGCGCCCUUUCCCCGGAAGAGGCUUGGACUACCGAAAAAAGGUCUUCAACUACAGGCUCUCCCGGGGCAGGCGUACAGUAGAAAACGCCUUCGGAAUACUUGUGUCUCGCUGGCGAGCGUUUCUGGCUCCCAUGCAUGGCACUGUUGAGCGCUGUGAAAACAUGAUAAAAGCGGGAGUCUGCCUCCACAACUUCCUGACACGGGGUGAAGCCUACCGCCCUCCUGGAUAUGCUGACAGUGAAAGGAGGGGUGCGCGUGUGGAUGGUCAGUGGCGAGCUGACAUUCUGAAUGUUGGUGUCAACAGGAGCCUAGGUGGCAACAGCAGCCCAGCAGCAAUCAGCAUCAGGGACCAGCUGGCAGACCACUUCAUCUCCCCUAGGGGAGCCAUCCCGUGGCAACACGACAUAGUGACGAGGGAGUAG